CUCGCUCUCCCUCGCUCCACUCCGCGUGAAACAAAGUGUAGAGUCCGCGAGAGCCCGUAGGAAGCGAAAAGAGAGAAACCGGAGAGAAAGAAGAGAAUGGGGCCGCUGAAUUCAUCACAACAGGAGGAAUAAUAACCCGCUGAAGAAAUAGAUAAAGAAGACUGGAGACGGAGGGAAAAAGAAAAACUUUCAGGGGGGGAAACUGUUACAGACUCUCACGGCCGCGGCUUUAAACAUGGAUACACUCUUCUCUGUAUUCCUGGGACUCCUGCUUCUCUGUUCGAUAGUUGGUAACGUCUCCGGCCAGAUACCGACAGCUCACAUGGGGCGCGCUGAGAAGGGAAGCUGUACUUUUGAUGAGGGCUUCUCUCAAUGUGACUACCAACAGGAUCCUUAUGAUGACUUUGACUGGACUCACAUCAACACCCAGGAACUACCAUAUGUCUCACCAGACCUGCCACAAGGUUCCUACAUGUAUGUUGACAUCUCUCAGUAUGAUGUUGGAGAAAAGGCCAGGUUUCAGCUGCCAGUCAUGAAGGAGAACGACACUCACUGUAUCGACUUCAACUAUCUCCUCGCCAGCCCCGACGGCUCCAGCCCUGGCACGCUCAACAUCCUGGUGAAGGUGAACAAGGGUCCCUUGGCCAACCCUAUAUGGAAUGUGACGUCCUACACUGGUAAAGACUGGCUGAGAGCUGAACUCGCUGUUUCCACCUUCUGGCCUAAUGAAUAUCAGGUCAUAUUUGAAGCAGAGGUUUCGGACAGCAAAGCCGGCUUCAUCGCAAUAGACGACAUUCAGGUGCUCAGCUACCCAUGCGAUAAAUCACCUCAUUUCCUGCGCCUUGGGGACGUGGAGGUGAACGCUGGACAAAAUGCCACUUUUCAGUGUAUUGCCACAGGACGAGACACCUCGAACAAUAAACUCUGGCUACAGAGGAGAAAUGGAGAAGACAUUCCAGUGGCUCUGACCAAAAACAUCAACCACAGACGAUUUGCUGCUUCCUUCCACCUCAAAGAAGUCACUAGUCAAGAUCAAGAUCUAUAUCGCUGUGUCACCCAGUCAGAGCGCGGCUCUGGGGUGUCCAACUUUGCCGCACUUAUCGUGAGAGAGCCUCCGCACCCGAUUGCACCUCCUCAGCUGCUUGGUGUCGGCCCCACUUACCUACUGAUCCAGCUCAAUGCAAACUCCAUAUUUGGAGAUGGACCUAUAAUACUAAAAGAGGUUGAGUACCGUAUGACAUCAGGCAGCUGGACUGAGACUCAUGCUGUGAACUCUCCUAACUACAAGUUGUGGCAUCUUGACCCAGACACAGAGUAUGAGAUCAGGGUGUUACUAACCAGACCAGGAGAGGGAGGCACAGGGAAACCUGGUCCACCACUCAUUACUCGGACCAAAUGUGCAGAACCCAUGCGGACUCCUAAGAGGUUGAAGAUUGCUGAGACCAGGUCCCGUUUGAUUGCAGUGGACUGGGAGUCGCUGGGUUACAAUAUCACCCGCUGUCACACCUUUAAUGUUACCAUCUGUUACCAUUACAUGACUGCCAACAAUCGUAGCAAAGCUGACUGUUUGGAUAUGGACCCUAAAGCACCACGCCACCUGGUGGGGAACCUGCCACCGUACACCAACGUCAGCCUGAAGAUGAUUCUCACUAAUCCUGAGGGACGGAAAGAGAGCGAUGAGACCAUCAUACAAACUGAUGAAGAUGUUCCUGGUCCAGUUCCCAGUCAGUCGCUUAAAGCUACUCCAUCUGAAGAAACAAUAAGUCUUUCCUGGAAGGAACCAACUGAACCCAAUGGAGUCAUCAUACAAUAUGAGAUCAGCUACAGUGGCGUGCGUUCGUUUGACCCUUCGGUGCCUCUGCAGCGGCCAGGACUCACAGUGUCACUGCCUUCAAACGCCUCCCAUCACACGUUUUCGCAGCUCCACCCAGGUGUCACAUACCAGCUGUCUAUACGAGCAUCAACCUCCAAAGGGUUUGGUCCUGCAACCACACUCAAUGUGACAACUAAUAUUUCAGCCCCAACAAUAGAUGAGUAUGAUGGUCAAGAGGCCUUCCUGAAUGAAACUGCAACAACUAUUACUGUCCUGCUCAAACCCGCCCAGGCUAAGGGAGCACCCAUAAGUGCGUACCAGAUAGUGGUGGAAGAAGUGAAUCCUCAGCGGACACGCCGUCAGGCUUCAUCUGACUGUUAUGAGGUCCCGGUUUCUUACCACAGUGCAUCUAGUGGUGGAUCCCCUUAUUAUUAUGCUGCCCAGCUGUCUCCCAGCAAUCUGCCUGAACCGCUACCCUUUACCGUGGGAGACAACAAGACAUAUCAGGGUUUCUGGAAUCCACCUCUGGCUCCAAGGAAGAACUAUAACAUCUAUCUUCAAGCUGUCAGCAGUACAGAGAGGGAAACAAAGACACAGUGUCUGAGACUGGCGGCUAAACGUGCUACAGAGGAACCAGAAGUCAUUCCUGACCCCGCUAAGCAGACGGAUCGGGUGGUGAAAAUUGCUGGAAUUAGUGCUGGUGUUCUCGUUUUCAUAUUGCUGGUGCUGGUAGCCAUCCUGCUGGUUAAGAAGAGGAGGACCUACUAUUCAUACUCUUAUUACCUGAAACUAGCUAAAAAACGUAAAGACGCCAUUGGAACAACACGGCAGGAAAUGACACACAUGGUGAACGCUAUGGACCGCAGCUAUGCUGACCAGAGCACUCUGCAUGGCGAGGACCCCAUGGCUGUGACAUUCAUGGACUCUCACAACUACAACAAUAGAUUGCCCAACGAUCCUCUGGUUCCUACUGCUGUGUUAGUUCCAAUCACAGAUGAGAACCACACUGGCUCCGCGGCAGAGAACAGCAGGCUUCUGGAUGUUCCUCGGUAUCACUGUGAAGGAACUGAAUCUCCAUAUCAGACAGGACAGCUCCACCCUGCCAUCAGAGUGGCUGAUCUCCUGCAGCACAUCAAUCUAAUGAAAACAUCUGACAGCUAUGGCUUCAAGGAGGAAUAUGAAAGCUUCUUUGAGGGCCAGUCGGCCUCCUGGGACGUGGCCAAGAAAGAGCAGAAUCGUACCAAAAACCGCUAUGGGAACAUCAUAGCAUAUGACCAUUCAAGGGUUAUUCUGCAGCCCAUAGAAGACGACCCAUCCUCUGACUACAUCAAUGCCAACUACAUCGAUGUAAGUGGAAACACAUCGAAUGCUACUAUUGGCUCCCAACGAAACCAACGAAACCACACUCCCUCGCUCAUUUGGCUGUACAGGGAUGGAUACCAGAGACCAAGUCACUACAUUGCUACACAGGGUCCUGUCCAUGAGACAGUGUAUGACUUCUGGAGGAUGGUUUGGCAGGAACAGUCAGCCUGCAUUGUGAUGGUAACCAAUCUGGUCGAGGUUGGACGGGUUAAGUGCUAUAAAUAUUGGCCAGAUGAUGCUGAGGUUUACGGAGACUUCAAGGUGACUUUUGUGGAGGUUGAACCGCUUGCUGAAUAUGUGGUUCGCACAUUUACGCUGGAGAGGCGUGGCUUCAAUGAGGUUCGGGAAGUCAAGCAGUUCCACUUCACAGGCUGGCCUGAUCACGGAGUUCCAUAUCAUGCCACGGGACUACUUUCCUUCAUCCGCAGAGUUAAAAUGUCCAACCCACCUUCUGCUGGGCCAAUUGUGGUCCACUGCAGUGCUGGAGCAGGGCGCACAGGCUGUUUCAUAGUCAUUGACAUUAUGUUGGACAUGGCAGAGAGAGAAGGAGUAGUCGACAUCUACAACUGUGUGAAGGCGCUUCGCUCUAGGAGGAUCAACAUGGUACAGACUGAGGAGCAGUACAUAUUCAUCCACGACGCCAUUCUGGAGGCUUGUCUGUGUGGAGAAACAGCCAUACCAGUCUGCGAGUUCAAAGCAGCUUAUUAUGAGCUGAUCCGCAUCGACUCCCAGACCAACUCGUCUCAUCUGAAGGAUGAGUUCCAGACAUUAAACUCGGUGACUCCUCAGCCUCAGCCAGAGGACUGCAGCAUUGCAUUGUUGCCUAGAAACCAAGAUAAGAACCGCUUUAUGGAUGGCCUUCCUCCAGAUAGAUGCCUUCCCUUCCUCAUCACAAUAGACGGAGAAAGCAGCAACUACAUCAACGCUGCUCUCAUGGAUAGCUACAGACAGCCAGCUGCAUUCAUCGUUACCCAGCAUCCUUUGCCUAACACUGUCAAAGACUUUUGGCGCCUAGUUUACGACUAUGGAUGUACCAGCCUGGUGAUGCUAAAUGAGAUUGACCUGGCUCAGGGUUGUCCUCAGUACUGGCCAGAAGAGGGCAUGCUGCGUUACGGUCCGGUCCAGGUGGAAUGUAUGUCAUGCUCAAUGGAAUGUGACGUUAUCAGCCGGCUCUUCAGAGUCUGCAACCUCACAAGGCCUCAGGAAGGCUAUCUGAUGGUUCGUCAGUUCCAGUACCUCGGAUGGUCGGGGCACAGAGAAGUCCCUGCCUCCAAACGCUCUUUCCUCAAACUGAUCCUUCAGGUUGACCAGUGGCAGCGUGAAGGGGAGGAGGGAGAGGGAAGAACCAUUGUGCACUGCCUAAAUGGAGGUGGGCGUAGUGGAGUAUUCUGUGCCAGCAGCAUUGUGUGCGAGAUGGCCAAGAGACAGAGUGUGGUUGAUGUUUUCCACGCUGUAAAGACCUUGAGGAACAGCAAACCUAACAUGGUGGAUACUCCGGAACAGUAUCGGUUCUGCUACGACCUGGCAUUGGAGUUCAUCGAGUCCUCCUAAGUAAAAGACAGAAGAGCAGAAUGAGGUGAAGAAAAGCUGGAGAACAUCUCUUCACAUCUUGUGUGUUUGAUCCUUUGCUUUGCUUGGUCCCGAUCCCCUUUGUGGCGGCCGUUGUGUAGCAUCCAUCUUGCGUCUCUAUAAAAGGCGCGAGUAAAAUGGGCUCCUUGUACAUGUUAUUAAACAAAGGGAAAUGCUUCGACUUUAGCAGGAAUUGUGAUGGAGAGGAGGAGAUGUUACUCCUUUCACUCCUUUAUGCUUAUUGUACAGCUUUUUGAGUGCCAGCGGGCCCCUGUAUGCUUCAGGCCCCAUUUAAAACAUUUAGCCUCUCACCACAGCCACCUCCCAUGAACUUGAUGCUUUGUGCUAUAGAUUCUCUCUCUCUCUCUCUCUCUCUCUCUCUCUCUCUCUCUCCUCUCUCUCUCUCUCUCUCUCUCUCUCUCUCUCUCUCUCUCUCUCUCUCUCUCUCUCUCUCUCUCGCAAGCUGCGACCUCAGCUUUUUAAAAACUGCAAGGUAAAGUUUUCAAUGGUCCCACUUUUCUGCUCUCAUGCUGCUUUCUGACUAAUUUAACUGUGUUGGGCAUCUCAUCAUGGUGAUGUUUGAGUAUAUGCAGCCAGUACUUUUGUACAAGAACAAGAAACUGAAAGUUGCAGUUCGGACAAACUCUGUGAAUGGUUCUGUUUCUGCUCCACACAUCUUCACAUUAUUCCAGCGAACACUAAGUCAGUACAAUAUUAUGAGUAUGAACCCAUUUACACUGAUUACACACAGUUGAUUGUCAGAAAACAGAACAAAAAAAACUGUGAAAGUAAAAUCAAGACCAAGAAACAAAUGAAAAUCAGGAAGUUUACAUUGGGAUUAUUAGGCUUUCAGAUUUUUUAAAAAAAAUAAUAUUCAUUUAGCUGCAACUUGACAAGUGUUGUUAUGCUUUUUGUUGAAAACAGGUGUGUUAUGUAUCACUGUUUCAUUUUUUUUUCUUUUGUAGUAUCAUGUAUCUAUCUACUGGUUAGAAUUUUGCAGUCUUCAUUUUACAUUAGACUGUGUGACAUUAGCCGAAUCAUGUUCUUUUCAGGGCUGGGCCCAUUGCACUUUCAUUUCAGCCAGUACACAAGUGGAAAAAAAAAAACUGCAAACACAAAGAAAUUUUGGAAAUGAGAAAAUCUGCUUAUUUUCCCAUAGAAAAGACUGAACUUGCACAUUCUCUGAUGACAAGAUAAAUAACAGUUUCCAUUUACAGUACGGCUUGAAUGGAAUUGGAAGUGACCUGACCCCAGUCUCCAUUUUUUUUGUGCACUGGUGGCCAACACUUUUCUCUCUGUUGUAAUAUUAUUAUUUUGUAGCUGAUGUUUCUUCAUAAGCCAAAGACUUUGUGUAAAUAUGUCUAUAUGGAUAAAGCACAUUGUUUGUAUUUAUUGUUUGUUUACUUGCAUUGCUUGUAAGAACAAUCAUUUUUCAUUCCAUGUUUACCCACCAGCGUUUCUUAAACCGCACACUGGGACCCAAAAUGGGCUGCAGGUCUGUUUCUUCUGGAGUCUUGAGAGCAUUAGUUUGAUUUAUUGAGCCCAUAAUGGGUCCCAAAGUAACAGACUACAUCUGCCCAAUUUGGUUCCAUGAAGAAGAGUUUAAGAACCCCACCCCCACCCCAAUGAAGCUGUAUAUUAAAGCAUUAGAAGUAGUUUUUCAGUAUUUAGGUGGAAUUCAGUAGUAUUGUCUUUGUUUUCACUUAUUGAAUCUCUGUGAUGUUACUGUGGUUUAUUUGUGUAUGAGCCCAUUGCUCUGUUUGUGGUCAGUAGAAAUUCAGUGCAUUUAUAUGCACAGAGUAUUUUGGAUAAUAGCUCCUAUCCCUCUUAACGUCUUAGUCGGGAUAAGCUGUUUAUCUUCAUCCUCGUAUCCUGCCCACCAUUAUCCCUGAAUACACACUGACUCAGUGAUGCAAACAGGCUUAGUGAGUGAAACACGCAGGAUUGUGAUACAAAAACAUUUAUCGUGCCUAAUCAUUUGAAUUUCCUUGUUGCUACAAGCAUUUUUACAGCAUCUUAGAUCACACCCAGGGCUUUGUUGAAUGCGUUCUCAUGAACGGCCAGUGUUCUGAAUACCUUUUGGACCACGAUUCAUUGUGUUUUUAUUCAUCAGAAUGCUUCUUUGUGAGGCUUUACAGGCUUACAGAAUAUCAGAUGUGUUUCUGUUUGUGAACAAACUGAUGAAAACAAAAAAGGAACUUUAUUGUAAAUAACAUGUCAGAUGUUCCACUUUGUUGGAGCAAGAGCAGCCCUACUCUUAAGGAUGUUAUUGUAAAUAGGGUGCUCUAAAAGGCUCUAUUGUUGGGUGAACAGUAGAGAUUUAGAUCAUGGAUGCAAUGUCAGAACAUUUGUUCUGGUGUAGAUAAAAAAAGUCACAGAUUGUACUCUUGUUUUGGAGGAUUCAAAUUCAAGUAUUGACAGAUGGUGUUUAAAAAAAAAUAUAUAUAGUUUUCACUGAAUACAGAACAUUAUUCUGUUGGUGGAACAUCAAUUUUUAGUUUUGUUACUAUUGAUUUCUGGUCUGAUCCAAAGAAGGGAGAGAAAAGGCCAUGGUAUUAUGAUCUCAUUGUACAUCCUGUAUAAUGACAAUAAAAGGCAUUCUAUUCUAUUCUAUAAUAAUCCAGUCAUAUUUUAUGUUUAGCAAUGAUAGAUUUUGCUACUUGCAUAAAUUAGUGAAAGCAGAAAAUAAACACAAUAUGUAAAGCCUCUUAACUACACACUUAAAGGAAAACUGAGGAACAAAUCUUAAGAGGCCCUCGACUCCUCCUUUUUAAAUCUGAAGUAAUGUUUCUGAAGAGUAGUGAAUGGAGCUGGUGUCUGGAUGAGAGGCCAGUCUGACUAUAAAGUUGAUAUUCAUGGUUCAUAAUUAUUCUUGUCUGUAACGUUUGCUUAUUUGCUGUAAUAAAGACCACUUCUUUAAUUAAA
This is a messenger RNA of Archocentrus centrarchus (flier cichlid), 7669 nucleotides long. It is a transcript of the gene ptprk, whose product is annotated as protein tyrosine phosphatase receptor type K. Gene Ontology annotation, biological process: protein dephosphorylation. The record is from RefSeq and is a predicted model, not a curated record. The coding region runs from base 236 to 4726 and encodes 1496 amino acids. Gene Ontology annotation, cellular component: membrane. Gene Ontology annotation, molecular function: protein binding; protein tyrosine phosphatase activity. NCBI's taxonomy places the organism in Eukaryota, Metazoa, Chordata, Actinopteri, Cichliformes, Cichlidae. The transcript has 41 exons.